This is a messenger RNA of Cloeon dipterum, 1151 nucleotides long. RefSeq lists its product as uncharacterized. Lineage: Eukaryota; Metazoa; Arthropoda; Insecta; Ephemeroptera; Baetidae. The transcript has 6 exons. The record is from RefSeq and is a predicted model, not a curated record. The coding region runs from base 142 to 921 and encodes 259 amino acids.
CCGCCUUUCGCUCUCGGCUCUCGUUGUUGGCGCCGCUCUCGACAAAGCCAGGUUUCACUCUCGACCGACUGCUCGGCAGGCAAGCACCUUCCUCAGGUACACACACGGCACCUUUGCCAGGAAAACUAUACACUUUCGAAGAUGCAGUUGAGAUCGGCGAUGUGUGUUUUGUUGUGUGUGGCGCUGAGCAGCGCGGCGCCGCAGCGGUCGCGGCUGCAGCAGCGCCAGAACGACCCCGAGGACGAGCUGCCCAUCGACGAGGCCACGCCCUCCGACCUUGACGAGCUGGAGAACGAGGUGGCGGCGGCCGCGGCGGCCAACCUGGCGGCCAGGGCCAUCAAACUGGAGCAGCGAUUGGAAGACGAAAUCCUGGCGGCGGCCGUGCUCAACCUGAAGGAGAAGGACCCUGAGCGCCGCGCCCUCAGGACGCAGGAGCUGUCCGAGAUGGUGCGCAGGGACAAGCGUACCGUCCAGGCCAUCACCGGGCUUCUCGGCGCUAGCAGUUCCGCAGGGGGUACUUUCGCUGCCGGAGCGGGUAACGCCGCCCUGACCCUGGCUCAGGGUGCGGGCACGGCGGCGGUGGGUGCCGCUCAGGACAUCGCGGCGCGCGGAUCUUCGGCCACGGCGCUCGUCGGCUCGCUCAUCUCCAGCGUGCUCGGCGCCAGCAGCUCGGCCGCCUCCUCCGCGGCCACGGCCGUCGGCUCUCGCGUCCUCGGCAUCGGUGGCGCCCCCGACCCCAACGCGGCGCCUGUCGACCCAGCAGCGGCUGGCGGCGCUUUCAGCCCCCUGAGACUGCUCAGUGACUCGGUGUCGGCCGUUCUUAGGGUCAAGUUCUCCAUCUUCCGCACGCUGUUCUCGCUGGUGAGCGGAGUGGCCGCCUCGUCGUCGUCGGCCGCCUCAGGGGCCGCGGGGGCCGCCUAAGGACUGUCCUGAGAACGUGUGUGUCGCCGGCCCAGCCAUUGCUCAUCUCUCAACGAAGGUCGACUUAAUUUAUGCCUCCCCCACUUCUCUCUCACGCGUCGCUUUUUGUCUAUGUGUACAUAAAACCGUUAGGAUGAGACUCGCUCGUGUCCCACACAUCAGUAAAUAAAUAAAUGAAUAAAUAUGUAUAAUUUAACGUGCGAUUAAAUUAAUUGUUGGUUUUUAGUAAA